Molecule: messenger RNA, 480 nt
Organism: Pelagomonas calceolata
Lineage: Eukaryota; Pelagophyceae; Pelagomonadales; Pelagomonadaceae
Source: the annotation of a GenBank genome assembly
GUGCGCCCACUAUAUGCGCAGUACUUCUCGGCAGGGCGUCCGCCCACCCCUAUUAAAAUCCUGGCGGCCGAACGGCUCCGCAUCGUCGGUACCCCGAGCGGUAUGGACGAAUUGCCCGACGACGCACGCGGGUCGCUGUUGAUGCUGACGUCGGGUUUCUACCCCGGUCCCGAGGCACACCGCGGCACGACGCUCGGGGAACUGAGCCAGUUCACUGUCUAUGGACGCCCGCCGCCGUGCGCUUCUUUCCCCGACUCGGCCGCGGCGUCGGUGACGAUUGGCGAGCUCGGAGACUACUCGGACCCAGCGACGGGACUGGAGCACCACCUCGCGGUUGGUUGCACGUCGGAUGCCGAGAAGGAAGCCAUGCGCAAGGCCGUGCUAGUCGCCCUGGCCAAGAUAGGAAACCGGGAGCUCGAGGCGCUGAGUCAAGCUUUUAGGGAGGACACUCAAAGGUACAUUAAAGAACGUGGUGGCUAG